Messenger RNA from Trichophyton rubrum CBS 118892, 3582 nucleotides. RefSeq lists its product as uncharacterized. The record is from RefSeq and is a predicted model, not a curated record. NCBI's taxonomy places the organism in Eukaryota, Fungi, Ascomycota, Eurotiomycetes, Onygenales, Arthrodermataceae. The transcript has a single exon. The coding region runs from base 1246 to 3090 and encodes 614 amino acids.
UCCAACUCUAGGUGGCAGCGUCGUCUUCUAGCACCACCGUAGGCAGCAUUGGAUAUCAGUGUGUUAGGUCCACCCGCGGGGGAUUGGCUGGCACAGCAGACCACAUGCCGUGUGCCUGCUAUUAUUGUUUGAAAGACCUUCUGUCCCUCGCUUUAGUUGAACAUCAGCCAAUAGUUUGCGGCUGGGAAUAUCAAUAUGAUGACACCAAGAAGAGCCAGUUCAUGCCAUGAGACAUGCCCCUGUAUUUAUGGCUUUAACCAAUAAUACCCUUUCUUGAUUUGUUAGGAGGGGGAUAAGAUAUAAAAGGGCUUCCAGGGCUCUGAGCCUUCGACUCAUCUCAUUUUCUAGCAUUUCUCAGAUCAGGUAUUUGGAUACCAAGCAGCAAGUACGUGCCUUUUCAUCAGUUAUCUCCUCCUUGUCUUUUUGUACAUGCUAACAUAAGUUGAAUAACAGUUCGCAGCAGCAGCCAUUGGCGGGAAAAAUUCAGCAUUCAUAACUACCACUCGCUUUCGAGUAAGUCACCGUUGAUGUUGGAGGAGACAGAGUGUUCAGAGUCGAGUCACCUAACUAAUACAGCAGCAGGAUGUCAACCAGCUCAGGGAAAAAAGGCUGGUGUAAAGUCUGCCAGCAUCUCAAUGACGCGCAUUCCUAUUAUACCUGAACCGUCGUAGGCUGCCGGAAGGUGUUCAAAAUAUGCCAGACUGGAAGCCACACCGACAUCGAUGACAACGCCUAUGUUUUGUGCCAGUGGUGCCCAUCUCAUCCUUACAGCUGCCAGCACGACGUCACCAAUAUGCGCCGCCUAUAUCCGUACAAAUGAAAAAAUAACUAUCCCGGUAUCAAGGAUGGAUGACUUACGGCUCCGGAGGGGUACGGGUAGUUAACUAGUUACAGAAAUAACAAGGGUUAAUUAAACGAUUUGCCAGGCGUUGUUUUACCACUUAACUAGUUACUUAAGUUAACUGUUACUCUUUGUAUGUAAUGAUUCGUUGCCUUCGUUGCCCAAUUCAGGUUAUGCGCCAGUCAAAACUUAGUUUAAACUAGUUAGUUGUCAGGGACGAGCUACUGGAGUCUGGUUAGUUACUAAACUUAGAAUUGUAAUAUUAAUUGUUAGGGUUACUAGUUAGUUACAAAGCUAGUUAACUAAACACAUAACAAACUUAAAAUACUCCCCAGUCGCUGCAUCUGGGGUGCUUCACCUAGCUUGUACAAGAAGAUGCAUCAGAGGACUGCCUCAUCUCAAGCAUGCUCACACUUCCAGCUCACUCUCUAGCAUUACCUUUCACGAUGGAAUCUGAAGACGCCGUACGUCCAAGUCCAGAAAGCUGUCGCGCUGUGUAUGAAAACGGCUUUUGUACCUGGACAAGGCUUCUCUCUCGCGCUCAGCUAGAGCCUGGGCUGCCCAAGAUCUGCUUCCACAUACAGCCCGCACUUCAAAAUACACCCCCAUUGAUCCAUGAGUUGGACCUGAAGUGUCAAUACAAUCGUCUCUACGCGGCUGGCACGUCGAUCUGGGAAACUUCGCGCGGCCAAUGCAAGUUACCUCGUGUGGAAAGGGGACUUACGCUCGCAGUCUCUAUCGACAAUCCAACACAGCUUGCUCUCUCUCAGAACCAGGAACCGAUAUAUCAGAAAUGGUUUAAUCAUGGAGACAAUCAUCUUUCCGUGCUGAUAUCGGCGUGGAGCUACAUAUUCUCUGCGCGUUGGGUGGAGCUUAUGCCGGGAGCCGAGAUGGCAUAUACUGCAACCCACGCGGACUAUGCCAGCCUCAACACGGGAGAUGGGCGGACCAAAGUCAUGGUAGACGUAGGAGACGUCGAUGAGGAUACCGCCAGAUGGUGGGCUGCUGUCUUGUCUCCUGGAGAGGGAUGGCAGGCCUCCCUUACGUGGGAGAGUGCAAUAGUUCGAUCCCCUUGGUCGACUGCUUUGGAAUCAGUCGAGCAGUAUACCCUUUCCUGCCGUGCUCCUCUGUGUUAUACACCAACUGCCCCGCCUUCUUUUACUACUGCGGCUCGGUUUCUCGCGGAAUACUGCAAUCUACACAACAUUGUUGACCAGGCUGUGGCCGCGCUCUCAUCAGUUUUAUUCCUCCCUAUGCUAAAUAGCAAGAAAACCCCAGUGUCACUCCCAAGGCCAUUUUUUCAUGAGAAGCCGAGCCAUCAAUCAGCCGUGCCGGAGACCAAAGAGCCGAAGCAAUGUGGCUUUAUAUUGGAUCAGAUAAUGCCAGAGUUGGACAGGUUAUUGACAUUGAGUUGCAACACACGAGGACUGCUCUCUCUUUUGUCGAGUGUAUUUUACGAACCUGGGAUACCUUGCAAUGCCGUAAGCCCAUGGACGCAGGCUAUAUUUGCUGUUCUUGACUCUGUCGAGGAGAGCCAUCUACUUGGUUAUAUUCUGAUGCAUCGAGUCCCGCAAGUUUCUUUCCUUUGGCUCGGUGGUAUAAUCACGGGUACUCAGAAAAAUAUCCUCCGAGAAGGUCGAUACGGUAUAACAUCAAUUGAACCCCAUGCCGCAUCAUGGUGUGGCGUCACACAAUCGUUUAUACAGGCGCCUGUAUCGCAACCACUAAUCACUAAUGGAGCACUUUCAAGAUCGGAUGAGUGCCGACUUCUCUAUCUCAGCCAAGCAGAACUGAACCGUGGGUGGCCGCUGGUUCCAUGGAUGCCCUUUGGUACCACAGUGCUCGAAGAUGCCGAAAUUGAGGUUCGUCUGCACACACAAUGUACUGGUCACGAUCUGCAAUAUGCGGAUUGGUAUUGGGCCUGUCGAGACAGCAAACGGGUACAUCCAAUAUGCGUGAUAGCCACUAUGCCUACCUUUACACUAACGGAGGACCUGCCAAUAAAUAUACCGAUCAGCUAUGAAGCUCUGAAUCCAGAGAACGAAUCAGCGUCACAACAUGCUACACGAAAUAUUUUUAUCUGGCUCCGGAAUAAUGAAUUCUCGGCACGCGAGCAAGGAAUACGUAACCACGACUGGGUGGCUUUUGAUGAAUCCGAUGAUGAUUCACUACUCUCGAAGGAGUCAUCAAGGAGCGAUAAAGCCUCCGUGCUAAAGGCAGUGGAAGACUGGAUAUUAAAUUCAUGUUGACUUAGGAUGUUACAUUUACAAUAAUCUAUACUCUCUAUUCUAUAUGAACUGCAAUAUAUAGUGCCGCGAUAAGAUAACUAUGUUGUCUUGCCUUCUCUAACCCGGAGAAAUGCACUUUCGGGUGGCUCUGCUUGCGAUGGGAACGAAGAAGGGAAAUCCUGCAGAGGCGCUGAUGAUAAUAUUAUCGCUUUUCUGUCUCUCUUCUCCCUGCCAGUCCCAGAAACCGCCCAUAUAUGCGACUACACGGCCCCACUGCUAGUACAGACUAGGAUUCUGGAGCCUUCCUCUUAGCCGUUGAAUGUUGGUCUCGUCGAGGUACUAGCAAUGCAGCACUCGCUUACGAAUCUCGGAUACUGGCCGCAAGAGACAGAGAAACCAGAAGGGAUAUCCAUAGCAGUGCAGGACCAUUGCUAUCCUGCUGCAGAAGAUGCAGUCUCAGCCACGGAGAGCCUCUCACUCUUCCCGCUAGCUGGCGACGAGCGUGUGUUCGCA